Messenger RNA from Monopterus albus (swamp eel), 511 nucleotides. Its product is annotated as leucine-rich repeat transmembrane protein FLRT3-like. The annotation marks the transcript as partial. The transcript has a single exon. Lineage: Eukaryota; Metazoa; Chordata; Actinopteri; Synbranchiformes; Synbranchidae. The record is from RefSeq and is a predicted model, not a curated record.
UUAAGCAGUCUCCCACAUGGUGUCUUUGAAGAUCUGGACAACCUCACACAGCUCCUGCUACGCAACAACCCCUGGCAAUGCACUUGCAGGAUGAAAUGGGUGCGUGACUGGUUGCGGUCAUUGCCAUCUAAGGUGAAUGUACGUGGCUUUAUGUGCCAGGGUCCUGAUAAGGUCAAAGGCAUGGCAAUUAAAGACCUAACCACAGACAUGUUUGAGUGCACAGAUUCAGAACUGAUCCCCACAUAUGAGACAAGCACAGUCUCCAACAUUUUACACCCCUCACAGCCCCAGUGGCCCUUGUUUGUGACUAAAAGGCCUGUGGUAAAAGGGCCUGACAUUAGUAAGAAUUACCACAGCACUACCACCUCUUCCGGCAGAAAGAUCAUUACCAUCAGUGUGAAAUCAAGUGGUGCAGAUACAAUACACAUAUCAUGGAGUGUGUCACAGCCAAUGACUGCCCUACGCCUUAGCUGGCUAAAACUGGGACACAGCCCUGCCUUUGGAUCCAUCA